Molecule: messenger RNA, 6360 nt
Organism: Mya arenaria
Lineage: Eukaryota; Metazoa; Mollusca; Bivalvia; Myida; Myidae
Product: DNA ligase 3-like
Exons: 23
Coding region: 350-3193 (947 amino acids)
Biological process (GO): double-strand break repair via alternative nonhomologous end joining; mitochondrial DNA repair; DNA biosynthetic process
Cellular component (GO): DNA ligase III-XRCC1 complex
Molecular function (GO): DNA ligase (ATP) activity; DNA binding; zinc ion binding
Source: RefSeq, a predicted model, not a curated record
UGAACUUCUUGAAACAUUAAUUCAAAUUGAUUGGAUUGAUAAAACACUCUUUAACACACAAACUAUUCAAAAAUCUUAUGAAUACUAAACCGUUGUAGCAUCGAUUGCAAUCGAUAAUUACGGUCAAGUUGUCAAUCGAGCGCGUCUUUAUUGUUGCGGUUUGUUUACAUUUCUGCAAAAGAUAACAGAUCAGGCAGUGUCAGUACUGCUUUUGUUUGACAACAGACAGUGUUUGAAACUAAUUUAAUACUGGAAUAAAAAUCAACAUAACUAUCGUACCAAACAAGGCUUUAUUUACAAACAAAAUUUACUUCAACAUUAUCAUCUUUUGCUUUUAUCAAAUUCAAAUAUGGCGGAAAACAGGUACUUAGCCGGAUAUGCAAAACUUGGAACAUCAAGUUGUAAAAAGUGCAAACAAAAGAUUGACAAAGGUGCACUUAGAAUUGCCAAGCUUGUGUCUAACCCAUUCUCUGAAGACGCAGGGGAUAUGAAGCAGUGGUUUCACCCACCAUGUAUCUUCGAGACAUUUGUGAGAGCCAGGGCAACUACCAAGAAAAUUGAGGAUCCAGAUGAUGUUGAAGGGUUUUCUGACCUACAGCAGGACGACAAAGAUAAGAUACUUGGUCUUAUAAAAGAUCUUCUGGCAAAAGCAGGUUCCCCGUCAAAGAAGAAAACUCCUUCCAAGCCUAAAUCUACUCCAGCCAAAAAAUCCAAUCCAGUGGCACACCAAGAUCCGGGCCCCUCAGCUAAGCCGGAUAAUCCGCCUCCUAGCAAUGAUUCCAGCAGCAAUGGUUCAUCAGUCUUACAAUCAGGGAAGGAUGACUCAUUUCGUGAGUUCCGGCGUCUGUGUGCGGACAUCGCUGAGGAAAACAGCUACACCGGAAAGACUGCCAUUGUCUCCAAGUUUAUCACAAAGGGUUCUUCAGGAGAUGGCUAUGAAGGGAACCUGUACCUUCUGAUGAAAUUGCUGCUGCCUGGUGUGGUAAAGAGUGUCUACAACCUCAACAACAAACAGCUUGUCAAACUCUACAGCCAGAUAUUUCACACGAGUCAGAAAGCGAUGUUGGAAGAUUUGGAGCAGGGUGAUGUGGCGGAGACGGUGAAAAUGUUCUUUGAGAAGAGUACCGCAUUACCACCUCAGAAAAAGUGUACACUCACUUUACAAGAGGUGGAUAAGUACCUGGGAGAGCUGUCUACGAUGACAAAGGAAGAUGACCAGGAAAAGGUUCUACGCCAAAUUGCAAAACAAUGCACAGGAAAUGACCUGAAGAUGAUUAUUCGUCUGAUCAAGCACGACCUUCGAAUUAACUCCGGAGCCAAACAUAUACUUGACGCCCUGGACCCAAAUGCGUACGCAGCUUUCCAGGCUUCCCGUGAUCUCCGUGACGUCGUUGAGAGGGUGGUGGAGAACAGGGGGGACAAACCGGGCCUAGGGAAGAAACUGUCGGUCAGGGCCUCACUCAUGACCCCUGUACUGCCCAUGCUGGCUGAGGCAUGCAGAUCAGUCCAUCAGGCCAUGAAGAAAUGUCCAAACGGUUUCUACGCCGAGAUAAAGUAUGAUGGAGAACGAGUCCAGCUACACAAGAAGGGAUCAGAAUUCCAGUACUUUAGUCGAAGCCUCAAACCCGUCUUGCCCCAUAAGGUAUCCCAUUUCAAGGAAUUCAUACCGAAGGCUUUUCAGAGUGGAGAUGACCUCAUUUUGGAUGCUGAAGUCCUGCUGAUAGAUACAAACACGGGGAAUCCGCUGCCCUUUGGCAGCCUCGGCAAACAUAAGAAAGAGCAGUUUAAGGAUGCCAACGUGUGCCUGUUUGUGUUUGAUUGUCUGCACCUCAACGGGGAAAACAUCAUGGAUAAACCAAUUAAGGAGCGUCGGAAAAUUCUGGCCAAGGAGAUGGUGGAGAUUCCUAACAGGAUCAUGUUUUCUGAGAUGAAACACAUAACAGAGGAAGAUGACCUUACUGACAUGAUGACCCGCGUAUUCCAGGAGGGACUUGAGGGACUUGUACUUAAGGACGUCAAUAGCAUAUAUGAGCCAGGAAAGCGCCACUGGCUGAAAGUGAAGAAAGAUUACCUGAACGAGGGCUCGAUGGCCGACAGCGCUGACCUCACUGUCCUGGGGGCAUUCUACGGCAGUGGCAAUAAGGGGGGCAUGAUGUCUGUAUUUUUGAUGGGUGUGUACGACCCAGCAAACGAAAAAUGGUGUACUGUAACCAAGGUUGGUAACGGCUUCGAUGACGCAACGCUAGACAAGCUUCAGACCGAGCUGGACAUGGUCAAGAUCAGCAAGAAGCCUGAAAAAGUUCCCGCCUGGCUAGAUGUUAAGAAAAAUGUCAUCCCCGAUUUUGUCGUCGCUGAUCCGAAAGCAGCCCCUAUCUGGGAAAUCUCUGGUGCAGAGUUCAGUAAGGCUGAGGUGCACACUGCAGACGGAAUCUCGAUCCGGUUUCCCCGGGUAACAAAGGUGCGGGAUGACAAAUCCUGGGAGGAGGCGACGGAUUUGCCAAGGCUUAAGGUUCUGUUUAAGAAGUCGAAGGAGACGUCAGACAUCGUGAUACCGGGAACCAAAGGCAAGGGCAAGGCGGGCACACCUGUCAAGAGGUUACAGUCCACUGAUAGUGAUAAUGGAAACAGCAAUUCCACCCCUGUUAAAUCAGAACCAUCAACACCUAAAGCAUCUCACACCCCCAGUAAAGCUAACCCCAUCGCUGCUCCUGGAGGAAUCACCAAAUAUUUCUCCCCAAAGAAGGAACCUGUUGAACCGGCUACACCUACAAAAACACCAACUAAGCGGGCCAGUGAAAAUGGCAGUGAAUCAAGUCCAGCAAAGAAAUCACGCCCUGAAUGCCAGUACGGAGCUGACUGUUACCAAAAGAACCCAGACCAUCUUAAGAACUUUUACCAUCCACCCAAGGUGCAGCAGACAAGUAAUGGGAGUUUGCCGAAUGUUUUCUCUGGUGCCAAGAUCUUCCUACCCAGCGACCUCCAAGACAACAAACAGCUCAAGCGAUACAUCAUAGCAUAUGAUGGUGAAGUAGCUUCAGAAUUUACCAAGACCACUGCUACUCAUUCCAUAGUGCCCAAAUCACACACGGGUCCAGGUGCAGACUGUGCAGGGGUGUGUGUGUCGGUAGACUGGUUGUGGAAAUGUAUUAAAACCAAAACCCUCCAGCCGACAGAGGCUUACGUGGUCAAAUAGUGGACUAAAGGGUUUUUAUUUGGCCAGAAAUGUGGGCCUUUGAAUUAAAGAUGUAGUGUCAUUCACCAUAGAUGAUAUAGCAUAUAUGACUGUGUUAUAGAUAGGUUGAAGUGGGACCAUAUUUGGUGAAAGUUGGUUGGAUGUUUGCUGCCAUAUACACUGUAUGGAACAACCUCGACUAAUAACUAAUAAAAUGUUCCAAGAAUUUCAUAUGAAAUUUGGCACACAUGUAGCCAGUGACAAUAACACAUGCACAGUGAAGCAUUUAACUUUGGCUUUUUAAAAAAUCAAUGCACAGCUUUGGCAUUUGCAUUCGCACCAUAGCAUUCUUGCUAGUCGUUAAAGCUGCACUCUCACAGAUUGAUUGUUUUGACAAUAUUUUAUUGUAAGUUAUCUUAAGUGACUGAAUUGAAGGCACUGAUGCCAAAAUGAGCUGAUUCUGAGACCAAAGAAGAAGCACUGACACUGGUUGUUUGGAUCUGGAUCUGUAAGUCUUGAACCAUUUAGAGUCAUGGCAAUAAUAUUAUGUUGUUUGAGAAAAACUUACCUGGAGUUUAUACAAAAUAAACAACACCAAAAACCUUGUACGGUAUCCGACCUACGCAAGUUAUUUUUGUAUAAAUGUUCAAUUAUUUGGUCUCAGAUCAGAAGUUAGUAGUAUUAUAGUAGUUUUUCAGGGUAAAUGGUUGAAAAAAGAUUUCUACAUCCUGCAGAAUUUAUAAUAAUGUUAUCAAUAUAUUAAGCUGAGGUCGACAGACAAAAUAUAGGUCAAUUGGUCAGAACUUUGUUAAAGUUACCAAUGUGACUAAGGACAUUGUUGUUAACUUUUAAUCGUGUGUUAUUUCAUGAUGUGCGUGUAGAUUUAAAUAAAACAGGUAAAAAUAAACAGGUGUUUCAAAUCUUAUUAAAAAUACUACAGAUUUCAAGUGUAUACAUUUAACAUCCGGUAAAGAAAUGAUUUGAAGUUAACAACAGUGACGUUAACAACGUUGUUAACUUUUGACAAAGUUGUGAACAAUCAGCCCAAAAUUUAGCUGAAGUAGACAUUAUGUUAAGCUAAUGUUUGAUUUAAGAUUGAAACACAAUCAUUUUGACAUCAUGAAUGAAAUGCACCAGUAAUUAUUAUGUGAAUGUUGCAUAUCUAUGAUAUUAUCAUUAACAGUGAUUGAAAUAAGCAUGAGCCCGCAAGCCCGACUCAAGCUUACAGAUAGAUAGAUACAUUUAUUUCGGCAAGGGGUGCACAACAUUACAAUCAAAACAUGUAACAGUAAAUAGAAAGUAAAGAUAUUGACAUACUUCAAAUUUAUGCCAUGCAUCCCAGCACAAAGGAUAACAAAAAUGGGUCCUGGAGAACUAAUUUUCGUUGUGGUCCUUAAAUAUGUUGGGGGCAUGAAUUAGUGAGGCAAUGCAAUACAAUUAAUACAUUGAAAAAAGGUUAGGUUUUGUUAUACAUGUAUGUUUAUAUAUACGGGCUUGUUGGUUAUAAUUAAAUAUGUUUAUAAUAUGAAAUUAAGUUUGAAUCAAUUACUAAUCUAAAUCGGCUAUGAUGGUUUCAAAGCCCUCUAACGAAUUGCCACAACGUGAAAAAAUGUUGAAAGAAUUCACAUUGCGGAAAUGUGUGAUAUAAUUCUUCGGACAUUUCUAUAAAAUCAGGCUUUAGAACCAGUCUGGGGGGGGGGGGGGGUCCAAACUUUUAGAAACCCUAGAUAUAACUAUAUGAACAUAAAAGAGGGUCACACGUAUGUACCAGUAUUUUGGCAUUGCCACAGAAAUCGCUUAGUAGUAUUCUUUAUGUGUUAUUGAAAUUCUGUAAAAAUGAACUCACCUUGUUGUAAUUUAGGUUAGCAUUUUCUUUAUCUCGACUAGAUAAAAAUUAAAUAGAAAAUAUUAAUUUUGAUGACUAUUAAUUAUCAUGAAAGAUGCACUCUUACUUCCAAAUAAGAUUUAUAUAGAUAUAUAGAUUUAUUUCAGUAAGGAAUGCAUGUACAUGGACAUUUAAAAUAAACAACAUGUAUAGUAAAUAACAUUAUACAUACGUGGUAUUAUCAAUAGCCAUGACAGGCACACCUAACCAAGGAUGACACAAAAAAGAGAAAACUUUGGUUUUGAUUUACCACAAUUAAUACAAUUGUUUUAAUAUACAAAAAAGGAUGAAUAAAUGAAAAGAUUCUUAUGAAGGAUACCAAGUUUAAUUCAAAAGAAACGUGCAGAAAACACAGUUUUUCCACCUUAUGUGACAAUAGUUAAUGACAGUAAAUCUGUCAGCACUACCCAAUCAUUUAAUAUUUUCACGUUUUCAGCUAUCAAAUACACGGUUACAAUUUUGUUAUCAUUUAUUAAUAUUUUUCAUAAAUGCAAUAAUUAGUAAGUAGUAAAAGAUUUAUCACUCCAAAUGUAUGUUUGUUAAAUAUGUUAAUGUAUUGGUUUUGAAUAUGAGUGUCACUUUAAUGUACAUGUACAAUAAAUUAUCAUGAUAAAUAAUCAAUGAAUUUGAUGUUCCAUUUUUUCGCAGAUUAUACAGUGUUAUGAUGUUUUUACAUUGCUGUGUUGAAUUUUACUAUAUUUCAACAUUUUUUAUUAAUACACAUUAGUUGAUAUAAUUUGAUGUGAAAUUAUUGUAUUAUACAUGUAUCAUAAUAAGAACCAUAAUUGAUAACUUUUACUCACAGAUUGUAUGUUAGCAACAUUUUUUUUAAACUUUUUUUUGAAAUUGUUUUUGUUUUUUCACAUACUUUAAUAAACAAUUUGCAACUGACAUGAUCUGAUGCUUGUUUGAACAGUGGUUUGUAUAUCCAGGUUUAAAACUAUUCAAUUUUCAACAGCAUUACCUAUAAAGUUUUUCAGCAAAUUGGAGUUUUUUUAUCCAAUUUUUAGCUCGUCUGAUUUUUAAAAAAAUGUUGAGCUAUUGUCUUCACUUGAUUGUUGUCUAUAUCGUCGGAGGCGUUGGUUAAGUUUUGCGUUUAGGUCACUUACAUGGAAACUAUCAAAGCUAUCACUUUGAAUCUUGAGGAACUUGUUCAUAUUAUACUCUUCUUUACAUUGUACCGUAAAGAUGCUGAGUUUCACCAGUUUUGGAGGGUAAAAAACAUGAAAUUUGAUGGAUUUCGGUUGAAUUGGAAAUAGCUUCUUCAAUUUUUCUUCAAUUGAUUUCAAUUUUUUCACAGACA